CGGGUAGACCUUUUUCUUUUGUUACGAGCCAACUGUUUGAAUUAUCAGCUUACUAGUGCUGACACGUACAUAGGAAGAGGAAUCAGAGCUUUGCGUAAUACUUAACCUGCUUCAAAAAGUCUCAUUUAGUUGGUAAAAAGACCAUGGCCAGUAAGUUCAGUGAGCAUGGAGUUGUACCGGACGUUGUUGAUCAGGAACCUGCUGCCAUAGCAACAGUCACAUGGGCGUCAGGGGUGGAGGCUAAUCUAGGAAAUGUUCUCACUCCUACGGUUGUGAAGGACGCACCAACAAUGACAUGGCCUAGUGAAGAGGGCGCUCUUUACACAGUGGUGAUGACAGAUCCAGAUGCUCCGAGCCGUGCGGAUCCCAAGUUCCGUGAGUGGAGGCAUUGGGUAGUGGUCAACAUCCCUGGAACAGACGUCAGCAAGGGUCUUGUGUAUGCUCCAUACAUUGGCUCAGGACCUCCCAAAGGCACAGGUUUACAUCGCUAUGUGUUGCUAGUGUACAAGCAAUCAGGUGAGCUCCAGCUGCAGGAUCCAGUGCUACAAAGAACCACUAAAGAUCGGGGCGCUACCAAGACAAGGGAGUUUGUUGCCAAGUACAACCUAGGCAACCCUGUGGCGGGGAACUUCUAUCAGGCAGAAUGGGAUGACUACUGCACACAACUUUAUAAGGAGAUUGCAUAGUGAAUUAUUACUUUUUAAUAAUGGCCCCAAGCUAAGGAUUUUGAAAGGCUUCAUUAUUUUUCAUUUUCUGAUUUUAGGGUCUGAUUUAAGUUUCUCACUUUGUAAACUUCUUAUGUGGUUUUCUAGGCAAAACUGACCUUUUUUUAAUGUGUGUUUAAAACUUCUACACUGUACUUGAUGCCCACAUUCUACUUAUCCAACUAGACUAGACAUACGGUAAAUGCCUCUCAUCUUUUAUUUCCAGCUGACAGGCCAUUGCUGGUUUUCCCUGCCACAGAUGAAUUUAAGACAUGGGAAUUCGGAAAACAAAGCUUGAAUUUCUUAUGGCAAGAAAAGAAAGUGAACAUGUGAUAUUUCAGAUUAGUUAUCCAAUCAUUUUAGUUCUAAAUUAUAUGAAAAUGAUAGAAAUUACACACCUGUAGUACUAUUAUUCUUAGUAAUUUUAGUGUUUCAAUUGCUCUAGUGUUACUUGUGAGUCUAGAUAAAAUUGGACAAAGAUGUAUUUUCUCUUUUAAAAUUCAAAAUGGGUACAUGUAGGUAAGUUGUGAUGAUAUAUUAUUUGAUGCAACCGUGUUUGUAUUGGUAUGAGCACUGAAACCUUACAUCAUUAAAUCUUAAUUGUGAUACAUGUAUGCUUGGCGACACAGUAAUAGCAAUACUGGCAGAUAAACAAUCGCAUGCCUACAGCUCAUUCAUGAAGCAUUUAAAUUGCUAAAUUUAAAGAUGGUUUGUCCCUUUUUCAGAUCUAAAAACCUGAAGUUGAAGAGGUCUAUUGCUAGGAAUCAUCCUCCAAAUGAAAAAAGUGGAAGCUGUCUUUCAACAAAUAAAUUGUUGAAUGUUUAACUCCAGAUAUUUAUUUUCUCAGACUCAAACAAUAUUUGUGAGUAGUUCAAAAUUAAUAGACCAUUAUAUCUGUUGAUGAUUUGAGAUCAGCUCCUACUGCAGCAAUAUGAAAAUAGCGCUAGAACCAUUGACUGUAAAAUUUCACACAGGAUAUCUGAAGGAUAUAUUUUGAAUAAUCGCUAAGAUUUAUGGAGUUUUCAUAAGUUUGCAAAAGGGACUUACUGCCUUUAAUUGAAUAUUCUGAAGCAUUAUAUCUACUUUCUUAUUAUUGAGCAUAUUCAGGAAUGUCUAAAGUUUAAUUGUGUAUACCUGUGACGUUUGUGUGAUAACCUUUUUGAUGGAAAGAAAGUGUGAAGCAUCAGAAAAAACUCUACUUUGAAAAAAUGUUGUCUAAUUUAUCAAAGAGCAAGUCGUUUAAUUUCUGAUGUUGGCUUUAAAAAUGAAAGAAGCAAUGGAGAAGGAAAGUAUGGGCAUUAUUUACUUGAGUUUAUGUGCUAAGGUAUUCAGGUUAGUUAUUCUGAAGGUAAACAGUAAAAACAUCAUUUGUAUGAGAAAUUUUGAAUAGUGAAAAAUAUAUAUUAUGGAUUACGGUAGAUUUGACAGACUCACUGCCAUUCAAAUGAAUAGGUGUGUUCUUUGGUUCCCCAUAUUGAAAUUGUGGGUAGAGAAAGAUGUUUUGAGGACAGAUUUGUAUUUUUUCCAUAUUGGACAACCUUUGUCAAUAUUACCAUGUUAAAUCAUUCUCAGUAUUAAUGUUGGACAAUCAUCGCCAGUGCACUCAUGUUCAUAUAUACUAGACAAAUCAUGAUCCUUGAAAUGUUUUCUGAAUCUGUGAGAUUUACUGAACAUAAGUAUCAUGAAUGUUAACUGAGCUUGGUACCCAUUUCAAGGCCAAUUGACCACAUUUUUUCUAAUGUUAUAACAUUUAUUGUGUGAGCUUGCACUAAGAUUUUCCUAUUUUUAAAUGAUUUAGGAUUGGUUAUUCUGUUUUAGCAAUAUUAAGGGAGGAUGCCUAUUUGCACAGUCUGUAUUUGUAUUGCCUUGUGGAAAUGCAUUAUUAUUAGUUUUCCUUUUCAAUUGAAAUAAUGCCAAAGUGUGACUUCUUGUAUAAUCUGCAUGCCAAUGAAACAUUAUAGGGACAAAACACUAAUUCAUUUCUUUGUCAUUAGAAUACUAACUAGGAGAUCUGUUUGAGUUACUUCAAGUAGCAAAUAUGAAAUAUGUGUUGUGUAUUCUGUUAUCCUCUCAUAAGAGGAGUCUUGUAACAAACAAAUAAAAUCAAAUGAUCUUUUAUAUUAAUGAAA
Molecule: messenger RNA, 2833 nt
Organism: Strongylocentrotus purpuratus (purple sea urchin)
Lineage: Eukaryota; Metazoa; Echinodermata; Echinoidea; Camarodonta; Strongylocentrotidae
Gene: pebp1
Product: protein D2
Exons: 4
Coding region: 144-686 (180 amino acids)
Source: RefSeq, a predicted model, not a curated record